Molecule: messenger RNA, 1623 nt
Organism: Stegostoma tigrinum
Lineage: Eukaryota; Metazoa; Chordata; Chondrichthyes; Orectolobiformes; Stegostomatidae
Gene: ppp1r1c
Product: protein phosphatase 1, regulatory (inhibitor) subunit 1C
Exons: 8
Coding region: 402-1208 (268 amino acids)
Biological process (GO): intracellular signal transduction
Cellular component (GO): cytoplasm
Molecular function (GO): protein phosphatase inhibitor activity
Source: RefSeq, a predicted model, not a curated record
UAUUGCACAUUUGAGUAGACUACUAAUAAUAUAUAGUAGAUGGAUUGGUGUUUUCAAAUCCCAGGACACAAAGCCAUUCAAAUCCAGCAUUGCAUUUUAAAUUAGUCUGUGGAUAAAUGCCUGGCUAUUGUGGAGUUGGGCUAGUGUACAAUUAGCUCAUUGUUUUCGAUGGUUUGUAUUGAGGGCACUGUAGGAUUGCAAGAGCAAAGGCAAACAUGCUCCUGGAUGUCUAAUGAGGGAGUUGUUCAGUACAGUAGUCGCAGCUCAGAGGACCUUCAUUCAUUAACUGGGAGACUUUGGGAGAGGCUGCAACAACCACGGUGUCUUUAAGGAGUGACGGUGGAUAACAACAGGAGCUCAUUUCUGCUUUCAGGAUUGUUGGAGUCUCCUGUGCUAACAGUAUGGAGCCAAACAGUCCAAAGAAGAUUCAGUUUGCAGUGCCUUUAUUUCAAAGUCAUUUAGACCCUGAGGCAGCUGAACAGAUCAGAAGGCGAAGACCUACUCCAGCUUCACUUGUUAUUCUUAAUGAGUCAUCACCAGAUUGCCUGGUGUCUGCUCAUUCCAGAGAUGUUGUUCUUUCCCCGAAGAAAGAAGUAGAUGAAAAGAGGGAGAACAAUCCACAAGGUGAGAAUGCUGAGAUGUCACCUCAACAAAGAAAGAAGAGUGUAUAUACACCUCCAACUAUGAAAGAACUUCAGUUGCUGGUGGAGCACCAUCUUCAGAAACAGGAGCAACCGGAGCAGGAUUACUCUGAAAGUGAUACCAGCUGUCUAGAUGAGCUCAGCCCAAUGAUGACUGAGUGCUGUCACAGCAAUGGAGCCCCUGCUUUCUUGGCAGACACAGACUGGGGCCCUGUCAACUGCUGUGAACACAUCAGCAAUCAAACAGGCAUCAAACUGCUACUAAAUGCUGAGGACCACCCAGGCAACAGCUCUAUUGGUGUUGCAGGAGCAGAAAAGGUAGUUCCCCUUAAAUGUAAUGAUGAGGUGCCUCAUUCGUUCUCAAGAAGUUCACAGCAGCAACAGACAGAAACAGACACAGAUGAGCAAAUUUUGAAACCACGACGGAAAAACACUCCCUUUCAGCGCCAGCCACCACUCACGACAGGGGUGAAACAUCUAAGGAGUCAUAAUGAGACACCAUUCCUUGAGGAGGAGGAGCCAACAACUGAAAGAGAAGAGGACUGGUCGCAAAAAAACAAUUUGUGAGCAGUUGAAAGGGAGGUUUAAUGUAUCUGAACUGAGAAACUUUUCAAAUGAGAUCAUCCUGCUUCAAAUCUUAUGGGUGUUCAGGCCUUCUGCACAUUACAUGAAAAGUGCUGAAUGCUUACAAAUCUAAUAGUAGGAAUCCAUGUUUGGUCCAGGACAUAAUUCUUUCAUGUCUCACAGAAUCUGAGGAAUACAUGUGAUAUGAUGUAUAGAACCAAAGACCAAAUCUCUGUCUCACAAGUAAAUUCACUUUGUAGUCACUUGCCAAUAGAAAUAGAAAUAAUAUUGAUAUUAUUGGUAUUGUAAAAUGAUUAAUGUUUAAUAUUCUACUACUUAAUGUGUGAUGUGAAUCUCUAACCUAGUGUAAAUAAUGCUUAAUUGAAAAGUUAUAAAUAAAGACAACAAAAUAAAACAA